This is a messenger RNA of Mesitornis unicolor (brown roatelo), 2964 nucleotides long. It is a transcript of the gene TBC1D2, whose product is annotated as TBC1 domain family, member 2. The record is from RefSeq and is a predicted model, not a curated record. The transcript has 13 exons. The coding region runs from base 1 to 2784 and encodes 927 amino acids. Lineage: Eukaryota; Metazoa; Chordata; Aves; Mesitornithiformes; Mesitornithidae.
AUGAAAAAAGGAUCUUGUCCCCGUUCCGCUCCAGACAAUUUAGUGAAGUCAAAUCUAGACGGUAACAGCAGCAAUGAAGCCUCAGUGAAAGAGAAAAAUGUGCUUUCCUCUUCUGACAAACUGGAAAACGUACAGCUGAAACCCAGCAGAGAAACAUCCAGGAAAAAACUCUGUGGCUAUUUAAAUAAACUGGGCAUCAAGGGACCAAUAAAGACCUGGAAGUCUCGCUGGUUCUUUUAUGAUGAAAACAAAUGUCAUUUACUCUACUACAGAACUGCACAGGACAUCAACCCUUUGGGGUCUAUUGACCUCUGUAGUGCCAACUUUGACUGCAAGGUGGAAAAUGGAGAAGGGGUUUUUGAGAUCAGAACACCAAACAGAGCUUUUACUUUGAAGGCAAUCAGCAAACAAGCAAUGAUGUACUGGCUGCAGCAGCUACAAAUGAGACGUUGGGAAUUUUGCAAUGCUCAGAGCAGAUUUCCUAUGGGCAGCUCCCAGCUUGUGAAUGAACCUCUGGCUGGCAGAACAAAUGUUGCUGACAGUGAAAACUUUCUGCCUCCGGUGAAAACACCAACAGAAGCAGUGGGUUUAAAGGCAGCGGCUUUGCCUGCACCGCAAACAUCUACUGCUUUGCAGAACAUCUCCCUUAAGCACCCUUGGACAGAGAUACAAAACACUGUCUACAAUAUCUGUGGCUCCAAGCAGCUGUGGGGGAACAAUGGGAACAUCUUUAGCUUCAGUGAAUUCCAGGAGCAUCCUGAGAACCUGGAUGAGGAGCAAGAGGCAGAAGUGGAGUCAGGGUGUGCAGUUAAGGAGGAAAUCCUGGAGGAUGGAAGGAUGGAGCCCAGGUUGAACUGGGUUAGGAAAGCCAGGUGGAUGAAGAGUGGCUUCCCAGGCUUGCCUGAAGAGCUGUCCAGAGAGAGGAACCCAAUGGAUAAAGUGAGUGUCCUACAGCAACAGAUCCUGACACUCACAGAGGAAGUCAAGUCACAGAGGGAGCUGGUUAAACUUCUCCACAAAGCUCUGGAGGCAGCCCAGCAGGAGAAGCGAGUAUCUAGCAUGUAUCUUACCGCAGCAGAAGAUAAGGACAGGCUGGAGCUGGUGCGCCACAAAGUGAGACAAAUUGCAGAUCUCACCAGUCGACUGGAAGUUCUUGAGCAAGAAAAGAAGGAGCUGGAACAGAUACUGACUCUGAGAGACAGCCACAUCCAGGAACUCAAGGAGCAUGUGCAGCUUCUGAUGGAUAGGAACCAUGCCAAACAGGAAGUCAUCAUGACCUUGACGGAACAAAUGGCUCGAGAGCUCUCUGAACCUCUGCAAGAAGCCAACACUAUCACUGCAGAUACACUGUAUAAGCAGCAGGAGGAGAUUGAGCACCUGAAGGAUGAUAUUGAUGCCUACAAAACUCAGAACCAGUUUCUGAACUCGGAGAUCCACCAGGUUACUCGACUCUGGACAAGGGUUGCUGAGAAUGAAAAAGCCCUUCUGAUGAAGUGUGCCUGCCUGCAAGCACGAAACUGUCAGAUGGAGAGCAAAUACCUGACAGUCUUGCGGAAGCUGCAGGAGGCUGUGCCUGGCCUGCCCAGCUCCCAUGCAGAGCUGGUGAAGAGCCUCAUCCAGGAAGCGCUCCAGUGGGAUGUGAAGGAAGAAGCAGAAGAAAGUUUUAACCUGAACCCUGUAAGUGAGUAUGAUGAGUAUGGGUUCAUGACCAUACCUGAAUAUGAAGUUGAGGACUGGAAACUUCUGGCCAAAAUCCAAGCCCUGGAGAUAAAGUCCAACAACCUGCGGAGCCAGGAAGUAGUGGAGAAGCCCCUCCGUGAGAGGUGGAACAGCAUUGGAGAGCUGAGCCCCUCUGCAGAGCUGAAAUGCCUCAUCCGAAGUGGCAUUCCAGUGGAGCAUCGGCAACGGGUUUGGAGGUGGAUGGUCAGCCGGCACUGCAGCCAUCUGCCUGACCACUACCAGCGACUGUUGCGACAGAGCAAGAGCACUGAGCAUCCUGCCUGCCGGCAGAUUGAGCUUGACCUGCCCCGCACACUGACCAACAACAAACAUUUUUCCUCUCCCACCUCCCAGCUCAUCCCCAAGCUCCGGAGGGUGUUGCUGGCAUUCUCCUGGCACAAUCCUGCCAUUGGAUACUGCCAGGGACUGAACAGAUUGGCAGCUGUUGCCCUCCUGGUCCUGCAAGAUGAGGAAAGUGCUUUCUGGUGCCUGGUCCAUAUUGUGGAGAACCUAAUGCCGGCAGACUACUACAGUGACACACUGAUAACAUCACAGGUAGAUCAGAGAGUCUUCAAAGACUUCCUGUCAGAGAAGCUGCCUCGCCUCAUGGCUCACUUUGAGCAGUAUAAAAUUGAUGUCUCACUCAUCACCUUCAAUUGGUUUCUGGUGGCCUUUGUGGACAGCCUGGUCAGCGACAUCCUUCUGCGAGUGUGGGAUGCUUUCUUGUAUGAGGGAACUAAGGUGAUUUUCCGCUAUGCUCUUGCAAUUUUUAAAUACAACGAGGAGGAAAUCCUAGGAAUUCAUGACAGUGUGGAGAUCUACCAGUACCUAUGCUUUUUCACGAGAAUGAUCAUGGAUGGCAGGAAGCUGAUGAACAUUGCCUUCAAUGACUUGAACCCCUUUCCUAUGAAACAGCUGAGGAACCGGCGGUCAAUGCACAGGGAAGAGUUGGAGGCAGAGCUUUGUGAGCUGGAACAGAUCAAGGCGGCCUAUGUAAAAGAGAGAGCAGAACAGGGGCCUCAGGACCUGAAGGAGGUUGUUAGUGAAGAGGAAGAAGACAUUUGACAAAAACAGAGUUCCCCAUCGCUUCCCUCCCACCUUGCAGAAGGUCUUUAGUAGCAACUGUCUGUAAAAGAUGGAGCAGAGGGGAAAAGGUGGUCACAGCAGGAGUUCAUCUGGCCCAGGAAACAAGCCUGUAGGUAUAGGAUCAUCUGGGGACCAAGCCAGACUUUGUAAUGGAUUGGA